ACCGUCCCGUCCUUCAUAGGUGCUGGCUAACGGCACUUGCACCAACAGUCGGUUGAGGCUAUACGGGGGAUCUUUGUAUCUGUGUGUGUUUUUGAAACGUUAUAAUAAGAGUGCAUCAGCACGAGCGAGCACUCGUCACUCUUCUCUCUGGGUAAGGCGACGGGCACCCUCUCUCCUCUCUCGCUCUCCUCCCUCACUCCCCUCUCGCACGCGAAGUGCCGAGACUCGGGGAACGUGUUGGGGUUUUUUUUUAUUUUUCCGCUGUUGCUGCUGUGCGUGUGGGCUCGCUCACUCGGGGCUGGAGAGUCUUUGACACAGAGAGCGGACAGAGAGAGCGGAGAGAGCGGAGAGAGAGAGAGGCGCCGUGGUGGUGGAUGGGAUGGGUUGUCGGGGAGCGCGGUUGCACGGAUUCUUGAAUGGUUGAGUUUGGUUGGACUGAACUCUGCUGCUGCUGCCGCCGCGACUUCUGAGCUGAAGAGUUUGUGGAGAGGCUUGCGCCUCGGAAUGUAUCAAUCGCCCAAGGCUGCUGCUGCUGCUGCUGAAGCGGCGUAUUUUGGCUGCGAGCCAUCAAGCAAAGGCGGCGGUCACCGGAUAGCGCGCUCUCAGAUGCGCUUCUGCGGCCGUCUGGAACGCUCUUCCUUCCGAUAUUCGGACGUAAAUGGAGGCCUGGAACGGGGGUGAUGCCUUCCCGAGGGUAUUAGCACGCUCGACCGUCCGGAAGUCGACGGAAGGCUCAAGAAGAGCCGCCGGCGGCCGACGGACGCACGGAUGGACACAUGCACGGACUGAUAGAGAGCCCCCCCGCCGGAGGCGCUGCGACGUGCUGCGCUCUCCGCUGCCGCGAGGAGACGGGGGAGUGGCGGUGGGCGGCCCAAGUCGGCACGCGACGGACGUCGACGCCACGUCCCGUCUGGAAGAUGCCCCCCGCCGCAUUCCAGCGACUUAGCGUCAGGGCGAACGGCUUCGACUUGUCGGCGGUCACGGGGAACAGAGGCAGAUUGCGGUCGUUCGUCCGUUGAGCAGCGCGCGUGCGUGCGUGCGUGCGCGCCUUCGAACGCGCGCGCGCGUGCGCGCGUGAGCGUGUGGGAAAGAGACGCACGACCCUGGCAAGAUCGUCCGACGGGCGGCAACGCUACAUGCAGGCAAAACUUCGAUCGCGCUCCGCCGAUAACGAGUUAUUUGCGUUGUCUCGCUGCGGCCGGAUCGAUCCGGCGUGUCGCAGUUCGCCUGUCCCUCGUAAAACUCGCUCGCUAGACGGUCGCCUUUGGGGCGGGCCGCCGCUCGAUCGCAGUUUGCGUUGAUCUCGAGGGACGUCGUUGGUCCGCCCUACCCCCACCCCCCAUGCGCUUCUCUACGACAAUGAAGGGGCGCGCCGACCGACCUCCAUCCUCCCCACACCAGCUUGGUCAACAAGUGGCGCAGUGACCUUGUGUGUCGCGGCCGUCCAUGCCGGCCGUCGGCUUGGCGAGUCAUCGGACGUGUCGCGAGCAUAGGGGCCUAUCAACCCAACGAGUUCCACUACUGUUAGCGUUUUUGACUGUCUAGUGAUCAGUGGCAAUAUUUUUGGAUGCAUUAUAUAAUCAAAUCGUAAGCAAUUAAAGGAGUGAACGGAAUUCCACAUUCCGAUGGCAGGACCAAGUCACGACACGAGGCAAGGCACCAUUGCAUUAGGGUGACAAACAACGGAAAAAAAAACUUUCACAGUCAUACGCCCAACGGAGAGGAGGUGGGUUUUUUUUUUUUCUCCGAACGGUUCAGUGGCUCAAAGCCUUGCGGCAACGUGGAAUAAUAUUUUUUUUAAAGUCCAGCCGGUUGACCGACUCACCCGGCCGACGGCGAGGCAAGAUGCCGAUCCUGACGAACAGCAAUGAGCCGGACCUGAGCGACGUGGGCAGCUUCACGGCCGUGCCGGCGAUCAUCCGCCAGCUGGGGCCGGUGGAGGAGCCGCCUGCCAAGGCGCUGCACUACCGCAUGGGCCGGCAGCUGCGGACUGGAGAGGCUCCCUUGCGCCAGCAGUCCGGACCACCCCGGCAGGUGAUCAUCAACGUGGGCGGCCUGCGAUUCUCCAUGCCGUGGACGACGCUGGACGAGGGCUGCCCCUCGGAGCGCCUGGGGCGCCUGCGUUCCUGCAACAGCCACGACGACCUGAUGGCGCUGUGCGACGACUACGACGUCGCCUGCAACGAGUUCUUCUUCGACCGCCACCCGGCCGCGUUCGGCGCCAUCGCCGCGUGCCUGCGCGCGGGCAAGCUGCGUGUGUCGCGGGGCACCUGCGCCCUCGCCUUCCGCGAGGAGCUCGCCUACUGGGGCGUGGACGAGGCGCGCCUCGAGUGGUGCUGCCGCCGCCGCCUCUACCAGAAGCAGGAGGAGGAGGCGGAGGCUGUCAAGCAACUCGAGGAGAUGGAGACGGAGGAGGGGCAGCAAGGGGCGGACAAGUGCGACGAGAUGGACGACAGCGGCGGCGGCGGCGUCCCAGCGAGGACGCGGGCGGCGAGGCGCUUGAGCUGGCUCAUGAGCCGCCUGCGCGACAUGGUGGAGGACCCCAGCUCGGGCCUCCCCGGGAAGAUCUUCGCCUUCCUCUCGGUCGUCUUCGUCGCCAUCACGGCCGUCAGCCUCUGCAUCAGCACCAUGCCCGACCUGCGCGCCGAGGAGGACAAGGGCGAGUGCUCGCAGAAGUGCCACGACAUCUUCGUGGUGGAGACGGUGUGCGUCGGCUGGUUCUCCUUCGAGUUCCUACUGCGGCUCAUCCAGUCGCGCAGCAAGUGGCGCUUCCUGCGAGACCCGCUCAACAUCAUCGACGUGGCGGCCAUCCUGCCCUACUACGUGACGCUCGUCGUCGACUCAGUGUCGGACGGCCGCCCGCCCUCCAUGGGAAGCACCAACAUUUACCUGGAGAAGGUGGGCCUCGUGCUGCGCGUGCUGCGCGCGCUGCGCAUCCUCUACGUGAUGCGCCUCGCGCGACACUCCCUCGGCCUGCAGACGCUGGGGCUCACGAUCCGGCGGUGCACGCGGGAGCUUGGCCUCCUCCUCCUCUUCCUGUGCGUCGCCAUGGCGCUGUUCGCCCCCAUGGUCUACUUGGCGGAGAACGAGCUGGUCAUGGGGAGCGGCGGCGGCGGCGGCGGUGCGUCUCGAGCAUCCGAAGCGCCGCCCAGCGAGGAUUCCGGCAUCGGCGGCGGCGGAGGAGGAGGAGGCAGCCGAGCCCACGAAUUCACGAGCAUCCCCGCCUGCUACUGGUGGGCCAUCAUCUCCAUGACCACGGUGGGCUACGGGGACAUGGUGCCGCGCAGCGUCGCCGGCCAGGUCGUGGCCCUCAGCAGCAUCCUCAGCGGCAUCCUGCUCAUGGCGUUCCCCGUCACGUCCAUCUUCCACACCUUCUCGCGCUCCUACGUGGAGCUCAAGGAGGGCCAACUGCGCAACCUCCACCUGAAGCACCGCGUGGCGCUGCUCAAGGCGCAGGCGACGUCGCCGUCGCUCGACAGCUCCCAGUACUCGGAGCCCCUCGGACAGCGCGGCGGCCUCAUCCCCAGCGGAUGAGCGGCGUCACGCCGCUGACGACAGCGAUGGUGAACAGUUUGCUGCUGCUGCUGUUGAUGAUGAUGAUGAUGCUGUUGAUGAUGAUGAUGAUGGUGGUGAUGAACGGUCCUUGCUGAUAAUGAUGACAAAGACGCUCCAGCUGCAGCUGAUGAUUAAUGAUGUUGACAAUUAUGAACAUUUGCCAUUGCCGAUGCCGCCGCAACUGCUGUAUGAUGUUGAUUACGAUCAUGAAAACGUGCUGCUGCUGUUCUUGAUAAUGAAUAACAGCUGCUGCUGUUAAUGAUGAUUUUGCGACCGAUGAUGAAUGAUGGUGAUUAUUAGAGAUUAAUCUUGAUCUUGCAUAUUCAUCAUUACACGAAGAUAUGCAAGACACAGAUCCCCCGUGUAGCCUUAGAGAACAUAGGGGCAUGUUCUUACAUGCAGGAAAUGUGACGUCUGUUGGAGUGGGAGGGUGGUGUCGUGGUUAUCACACUGCAUUGCACGAUGAACCCGGCGACCUGGGUUUGAAUCCCGACCAUGGCAAACAUUAGUGGCAAGUCACUUCUCAACCAGUCCCAAGCUCCCCUUGCAAUAAUCUGCAAUGACCAGAGUGGCUAAUUACGGUCAAAUAAUUCCACAACCGACACGGCGUAGGAAAAUCUUCAUGUAGGAGUGGAUUUCGCAAAGAGGCUAUCACUUCUAGAUUUGAAGCUUUCGUGACUGCAAGGAUCCAUACUCUUUGGUUCUAUUCGGUAAUUCGGUAAUAGAAUAGAACCAAAGAAUAAGGCUAUCACUUAUUAUCACGACGUAGCCAUGACAUACGAUGAGUAUAGAGGGACAGCGCGAUACGCAUAUAAGCGUGGUUUAAAUUCGUCCGGGGUUUGUCUCGAUCGGUUCGCCCAGCACACCACAUCCAGUACACUUCUCGUGGCCACUCGUCACGUGCCGACACUCCAGUCUACCGACGAUCCUGGAGAAUAUUCCGCGAGAAAUUAAACGUUCGUGAUGAUGAACCUCUGCUGCUGAUGGUGCUUCUGAUGAUGAUGAUAAUCGUGAAGAACAGCCGCAGCUGCUGCUGCUUAUGCCCUGGGAUGUUUGAGUGUAGUUUGGAGGUGACUGAUAGCACCUGUAUGACUUUGGCAUCCUCGGAAAGCCCUUCAAGAGAAGUACCAGGUUUUCACUUUCAAUGAAAGUACUUUGCGCCAUAGUCGCCGUUGUAAACAGACUCUGCCUUACAGUUUGAGACGCCUGCGCGAUGUUGCCCGACGUUUUAGGCCACGAACCCUCUUGUCGUCGCAGAGGCGGACAUUUUGACUUUGGAAUUACCGAAAAAAUGUGAAAACCUACAGCCAUUGUGACACUAAACAUUCAGGAAAAUUCACGGGAAAUUAUACGCUGACAGAAUAGAGCUUUAUUUCUGUUUUGCGUGUUGGCAAGCUAUGAAACUUACUUGAGAAAAUUUUGGUCACUGGUUUAAAUAGCUGUAUGGCACCUGCCAUUGCAUGGACUCCAAUGAUGAGGAAACUAAACACGAACCGCGUUUUGUGUUUUAGUUUGCUGUCCUUCCUCCGCACCUCCAAUCAGCACGGUUGGCUGCGUAGGGUGCGGAAGAAGUUCGACACACGUACGAGACUAAGACUCCGGAGACGAGACUUUUCCCUGGACAUCCCUCGACUAAGAACAAAACAAACACACAAAAUUCCGUGGAUUUUGUGAAAGUGAGUCUCGAUCUGGCCCACGAGUUCAUGUCCUGGCACGAGCGAUUAGAUAACCUUUGACCUUCCGUGGCGCAUGGGGACGGCUCUGUGCAACAGGGCCGAUUGUAACGUCUCAUAGAGCGUGCAGACUCUUAAAAUAACAAAUACAGGAAUACCUCGAUAUGCGAAGUAGGUGUGUUCCCGGAGCUUCCUUUCGUAUAUUGAAACUUCGUGUAUAUGGAAUCGCUUUUCACAUCAGUACUGUGAGGAUGCGUUGCCUGCGUUCAUAUUAUUAUAGUAAGACUUGUUUAAAACUUAUUUAAGAUUUUAGAUUCCUAUAUGUUGAAUGUAUGCACCAUCCUGCCAAAGUAAAUUCCGUGUCGGUGUGAACUUUCAUGGCGAAUAAAACCCUUUCUGAUUCUGAUUCUGAAAUCACCAUUUCAGAUUAUGUAAACACUUCAUAACUUACCAUUCAUAUUGUAAACAAAGACAAUUUAUAUUGAAAAUAAUAUAAUAUUUUAUACUGUACAGUAUUAAAAAUGUUUUGACAAACUUUCGCAAUGCAGAAAGGUCAACAAUCUAUAUCUUAUAAUAAUUGUAUUUUACUUACAUAAUGUAUUAUUUAUUCAUUUUAGUGUACGCGUUUAUUAUUUUUACUUUCUUUUCAGCUUUCUGUUCAAAGUAAUUCAUCCAAAGUUCGUAAUACCGAAACUCCGUUUAUCGAAUAUACGCAUAUCGAGGUAUUCCUGUACGUUAAUGUGAGUGCCGUGACUUUAUUUUAUGCGCAGAAUCAUUGUACGUAUUGUAAAUAUGCUGCACGUAUGUGGCGAAGUGGGUUUGCGUGUGUUUGUACAGAUACCUUGGAGUGUACAAAGGGGAGCAAGGAGUGGCAGAGCAGCGAUCAUUGCGCUGCUCUGCGAAAUCGGCGAUCACGGCCAACAUCGCCGAUACUAGAACCAUUUGCCUGGCCUCCCCUAGGCCGACUCAGCCUUAAAUGAGCGAUUAGUACGGUGCGCAAAACAAAACAAAAACAUCAGUGCCGGGGAGGCAGAGGCGGCUGAAUGUGGCGUUCACGGACACACCACCACCUCGUGUGCCGUGCGGGCCUUAAUAGGUGCUCGCUAACAAGGCGUUUGACCCGAUGGCAAUCUGUCCCCUUAAAGGCUGAACGGGGAAACCUUUGCCUUCGCUUUGUUGCCCUGUUUAUAGUUAUACACAAUGUACACGUUCGCGUACUGUAUAUAUUUAUAUACAGAUACAGAGGCAGGCGUGCAACGUGGGUCGGUGAGAUGUCUCGUGCGACCACCCACCCCACCCCCGACGCUCGCGGGAACAAAUAAAGAAACACGCGUGGAAGGGACUGGUGCCACGAGAGAUAA
This is a messenger RNA of Petromyzon marinus (sea lamprey), 6589 nucleotides long. Lineage: Eukaryota; Metazoa; Chordata; Hyperoartia; Petromyzontiformes; Petromyzontidae. The record is from RefSeq and is a predicted model, not a curated record.